UGCAGAGUGAGGCGAGCGGCGGGAGCAGGCAGUGCCGAGCCAGCCCCCACGGGCCAGGCCCCGGAGCGGCCGUGAUGGCGGCGGCCAUGCAGGGGGCGGCCAUGUCGCGGCGGGUGCCGGUGGUGGACGUGCAGAGCGGGAACCUGGCGGAGCUGUGGCCCGGGAUGCUGCUGGCGCUGCGCUCCGCGGCCUUCAUCGCCGUGGACACGGAGCUGAGCGGGCUCGGGGCCAGGAAGGCGCUGCUGAGCCCGUGCAUCGAGGAGCGGUACCGAGCUGUGUGCAGCGCCGCCCGGACGCGCUCCGUGCUGUCCCUGGGCAUCGCCUGCUUCAGGCAGCUCCCCGGCAAGCCCGAGCACACCUACCUGUGCCAGGUGUACAACCUGACGCUGCUCUGCACCGAGGAGUACGUGGUGGAGCCGCAGUCGGUGCAGUUCCUGGUGCAGCACGGCUUCGACUUCAACAAGCAGUACUCGCAGGGCAUCCCCUACCACAAGGGCAACGACAAGGGCAAUGAGACCCAGAGCCAGAGCGUUCGAACCUUUUUCCUGGAACUCAUCCGAGCGAGAAAGCCUCUCGUUCUGCACAACGGCCUGAUCGAUCUGGUCUUCCUGUACCAGUGCUUCUACGCUCACCUCCCAGACAACCUCGGCACUUUCACCGCUGACCUCUCGGAAAUGUUUCCAGCGGGAAUAUACGACACCAAAUACGCUUCGGAGUUUGAGACCCGCUUUGUGGCAUCCUACUUGGAGUAUGCUUUCAAGAAGUGCAAGCGAGAGAACUGCAAGCUGAGGGACUCCGGCAGCCAGCACCUCACCAUUGAGUUCUGCAACUACCCCGAGAACAUGUCCCACUACAUUGACUAUCGCCACUGCUCUCUGGAAGAAACAAGCAGCGUGGGAGGGGCAAAUAACGUGCCUGUCUGCGAGAAAUUUUCGGCCUACGGCUGGUGUCCAAACGGGGUGAAGUGUCCCCAGUCCCAUAACAUCGACCUCAUAAUCGAUGAGGACGACAAGGUUUUGGAGAAGCGGAAGAAACGCAAACACAAGUGGAAGCGGCGGAAGAACGCAGAAGAACCCGCAAAGGUGCUUGAACAGGAAAGCUCAGGGAAAGACAUGGAGAUAGCUCAGAACGGGGAGGAGGGACCGCCGCCAAAGCAGAGCUGCUACGAAGCUGCCGCAGAGGCGGAGGAGAUGACACCCAACGAUGAUGACUGGCCACUGGAGGAGGAAAACUCCACUGCCGUGGCACCAGAGGCCAGCUCAGACCCCAGCACACGUCCUAGAUGGGAAGAGGAUCUGGGGAGCGCUGGAGAACCUGCUGACAUGAGCCCUUCUGCCAAGGGACACGCCUCUGACAGUGACCAAGUGGAGGGGAAGUCAGAGCUCCCUGCUGGAGCAGCCUCAGCCAGGCACCCAGACAGCCCCCAGACUGAAGCAGCGUGUGCUGCAGGAAAGCAAAAGGAAGCCCAGGAGCUCCCGUCGCAGGGGGGCAUCCACCGAGCUGGUUUUGAUGCCUUUAUGACUGGCUACAUCAUGGCUUACGUCUGGAUGCUCAAGAAGAGAAAAAGCACAGACAGUAGCACAGAGCCCUGGUGUCCGGACUGUCACAAUAAACUGUACCUCAGCGGGAAAUCAGUGCCGCUUCAAAUAGUGAAGAGCUCCUUUUCUAAAUCUUCCAAAGCUCACAGCCGGAAGAUGAAGUUGGCCUGGGACAGCACAUAGAGCUAGGGGACUCCUGGCUGAACUGGGCUUUUUCCCCCCUCAGUUGUUAAAGUUCUUUAUUCUUUCAAAAAUUGACCAGAAAGGGAGCAAGUUUCUUAUCUGUGGUUUUGUUUUAACUUCUUGACUAAUUAAAUUGCUCUGAGUUGGA
Messenger RNA from Anas platyrhynchos (mallard), 1869 nucleotides. It is a transcript of the gene TOE1, whose product is annotated as target of EGR1, exonuclease. The record is from RefSeq and is a predicted model, not a curated record. Gene Ontology annotation, molecular function: metal ion binding; 3'-5'-RNA exonuclease activity; snRNA binding. Gene Ontology annotation, cellular component: Cajal body. Lineage: Eukaryota; Metazoa; Chordata; Aves; Anseriformes; Anatidae. Gene Ontology annotation, biological process: snRNA 3'-end processing.